Messenger RNA from Salvia splendens (bonfire salvia), 721 nucleotides. Its product is annotated as translationally-controlled tumor protein homolog. Gene Ontology annotation, molecular function: calcium ion binding. Bases 94 to 600 code for a protein of 168 amino acids. Gene Ontology annotation, cellular component: cytoplasm. The transcript is spliced from 5 exons. Lineage: Eukaryota; Viridiplantae; Streptophyta; Magnoliopsida; Lamiales; Lamiaceae. The record is from RefSeq and is a predicted model, not a curated record.
UAAAUAUUAACUCCCCCUCCUCUUGUAACUCUCUCUCUCUCUCUCUCUCUCUCUCGCAGACGUGAUUGAUUGAGAGCUCAAAAUCUUGAAAUCAUGUUGGUCUAUCAAGAUUUGCUCACAGGUGACGAACUCCUCUCUGACUCGUUUACAUACAAGGAAAUUGAGAAUGGUUGUCUGUGGGAAGUCGAGGGAAAGUGGGUAGUUACUGGAGCAGUUGACGUCGACAUCGGCGCCAACCCUUCUGCUGAAGGUGCCGGUGAGGACGAAGGAGUUGAUGACCAAGCUGUCAAAGUUGUUGACAUUGUUGAUACCUUCAGGCUGCAGGAGCAACCUCCAUUUGACAAGAAGCAAUUUAUUGGGUAUAUCAAGAAGUACAUCAAGACAUUGACCCCUAAGCUCGAUGCAGAGAAGCAAGAGGAGUUCAAAAAGUCGAUCGAGGGUGCAACCAAGUAUCUGGUCUCUAAACUCAAAGACCUUCAAUUCUUCGUCGGAGAGAGCAUGCAUGACGAUAGCUCUUUGGUGUUUGCAUACUACAAGGAAGGUGCUACCGAUCCAACAUUUUUGUACUUCGCCCAUGGUUUGAAGGAAAUCAAGUGUUGAGUGUUUCUUAUUACCACAUAUUUAUAUGUUGUCCAUUAUUAUUUGUUGAGACAUCUGAACUCGUGUGAUUUUCAACUUAAAAACAAUAGUAAGGUAUUGCAGUUUUGGUCUUGAGACAACA